UUCUGUUCCCUUCGACUCCACAGGGACUCCUGGGCUGGUGUCUCGCCUCCCCCAGAGACUGGUGGUGUGGCCUUUCAUUAUCUUUCAGUUCAAAAUAGUUUCUAAUUUCCCUUGUGACUUCUUCUUUGACACAUUGCUUAUUUAGACGAGCAAGCCACCGAGUCGUUCGGUGCCUCGGUUUCCUGUUACGGGCCCUAACAGUGCCUACUUCCAGGAAACUUGUCAGGUUCCUGCCCGUCACCCUCCAAAAAAUGCUGGCAUCCUCAGCAGCCUGCAGAGGCAGGGGCUUCCCCCAGAACCACAGGCCUCGCCACCCCCUGCCCCUUCCAGCAGCCAGAGCCAGAGAAGGAGCCUGUCUGCAGGGCAGUCUGGUGGGGGAGCUGGUGGGGUGGGAGGCUGACUGCCCUCCUCCUCAGGCCUACGGCAUUGUGUGGAAGGCGGUGGAUCGGAGAACGGGAGAGGUGGUGGCCAUCAAGAAAAUCUUUGAUGCCUUUAAGGAUAAGAUGGAUGCCCAGAGAACGUUCCGGGAAAUCAUGCUGCUCCAGGAAUUUGGGGAUCAUCCCAACAUCAUCCGGCUCCUGGAUGUGAUCCAGGCAGAGAAUGACAAGGACAUUUACCUGGUGUUUGAGUCUAUGGACACUGACCUGGACGCCGUGAUCCGCAAGGGCAGACUGCUGGGGGACGUCCACAAGCGCUACAUCUUCUACCAGCUGCUGCAGGCCACCAGCUUCAUCCACUCUGGACGCGUCAUCCACCGGGACCAGAAGGUGCCGCCCACGCUCCUCCCACUCCCCACGCCCCCGUGUGCACGAACGUCCUGCAUCCUCCAGCCCAUGUCCUCUCCCCAGCCAUCCAACGUUCUCCUGGAUGCCAGCUGCCAGGUGAAGCUCUGUGACUUUGGCCUGGCCCGCUGUCUCUGUGGCCCCCGCGAAGGGCCCGAGGGCCAGGCCCUGACGGAGUACGUGGCCACACGCUGGUACCGGGCUCCAGAGGUGCUGCUGUCCUCCAGCUGGUACACCCCAGGGGUGGACAUGUGGAGCCUGGGCUGCAUUCUGGGCGAGAUGCUGCGGGGGAGGCCUCUGUUUCCCGGCACGUCCACUCUCCACCAGCUGGAGCUGGUCCUGGAUGCCGUCCCGCCCCCCUCCGAGGAGGACCUCCUCGCUCUUGGCUCAGGCUACAGUGCCUGGAUUCGGCACCACCUGGGGACCAGGCCUCGCCAGACGCUGGCGGCCCUCCUGCCCCCGGACACACCCCCGGAGGCCCUGGACCUCCUCAGGCGACUCCUGAUGUUCACCCCCGACAAGCGGCUUAGCGCAGCCCAGGCACUGCAGCACCCCUACGUGCAGAGGUUCUACUGCCCGGCCCAUGAGUGGACACUGGCGGCGGACGUGCGGCUCCCGGUGCAGGAAGGAGUCCAGCUUACGGCCGCCGAGUAUCGCGACCUCCUCUACCAGAUGAUCCUGGAGCGCAGGGGCCACAGCCUCGUCCGGAGCCAGAAAGGCCUGGGAGGCGGCCCCCCGCCCCAAGAGCGCCCACUCAAAGCCAGAGCCGCCCCGCAGCUGCCCUCGGGCAGGCCGGCGCAGAGCCCUGGACACAGGCCUCAGAAUAGCCCCGGUCACGACGCGGCGCAUGACACCCCCGGCGGAGCCCCGAACGUUCUCAGGCAGGACUCGGCUCCCCUGCUGCAGCCUUCGCCGCCAGGAGGAUCCGCGAGAGAAGGAAGAUCCCCUGGGGCGGCGGCGGAGUCGCCCUCGGCACCUCCGUGGGUGGCGCCCCGCGAGGGGGUGGCGGCGGCGCCCUCCCUGACCUCGCAGGCUGCCGCCCAGGUGGCCAUCCGGGCCCUGAUCCGGAGUGACCAGGCCCCGGGCCGUGGAGUGAGGGCGGCCGGCGCGCGACAGGUGAGCCCGCCCGCUCCGGCCCUCCGCUCUCCUCCCUUCGCUGCUUCCCGACCCCUCCGACCUCGUGCUCGCGCCGGCGGACCCUCCGCUCGGCCUGUCCAGGCCCCUGACGAGGACCUCCGACCGCGCGCAGGCCCCUCUCCUGCGUUCCCCGCAGCCCCGGCCGGGCCGCAGGAUGUUCGGCGCCUCGGCCUCGCAGGGGGCCCAGGGGGCCGCGAGGGCCGCGCUCGGAGGCUACUCCCAAGCCUAUGGCACCGUCUGCUGCUCGGCGCUGGGCCGCCCGCCCCUGCUCCCAGGGCCCCACGCCUGAGCCGCGCCAUCACCUUCUGCCCCGCCCUCGCGCCCGGCACCGCCCUCGGCCCCGCGCCCCUCCGCUCGGCCUGCGGAUUUGCCCCCGGUACCCAGAGCUCUCCGCUCCUCUUCCACUUGAUGGGUCACUUUGAGACCCAGGAAGCUUGUUCGGUCUUUUCUGGGGGAAAUGAAUACCCACCCCAGCCCCAACCACUUCCUCCAAUAAAGUCUCCUCUGUCACCAGCCCACCUGUUGUGCCCAUCUUUCAUCCUCGGUGAGGGACUUGGAGCCCACCCAGGUCCCAGGACCAUGUCCAGAAAACUGUCUGCUGUCACCCUGAGGCUCCUGUCUGCCCAGCGUCCAGCCUUUUCCCUCCAGCAGUGUGGGGGCCGAGGAGAUGCAAGGAGUACAUGGAGACCACACAUGCUGGGUCUGCACUGCACCUGACGCUGGGCAGGGCCAGAGCAUAGGGAGGAGUUCGCAGCCUAAGGGUCCUGGUUGCCUUAUGGGGGUGGGGGGCGGCCUACUAGCUGCAGGGCACGCAGCUCUCCUGUACGGGCUGCUGCCAGCGUGGGGAACAGGCAAUGGGGUGGAGGUCAAGGAAAGAGGGGGCCCAGGCCCAGGGCCUCUUUCUGCUCGGAG
Messenger RNA from Pteropus alecto (black flying fox), 2831 nucleotides. It is a transcript of the gene MAPK15, whose product is annotated as mitogen-activated protein kinase 15. The transcript has 11 exons. Gene Ontology annotation, biological process: protein phosphorylation; intracellular signal transduction. Gene Ontology annotation, cellular component: nucleus; cytoplasm. The record is from RefSeq and is a predicted model, not a curated record. Lineage: Eukaryota; Metazoa; Chordata; Mammalia; Chiroptera; Pteropodidae. The coding region runs from base 252 to 2636 and encodes 794 amino acids. Gene Ontology annotation, molecular function: MAP kinase activity; ATP binding.